Molecule: messenger RNA, 2106 nt
Organism: Pundamilia nyererei
Lineage: Eukaryota; Metazoa; Chordata; Actinopteri; Cichliformes; Cichlidae
Product: SPRY domain-containing SOCS box protein 4
Exons: 5
Coding region: 828-1664 (278 amino acids)
Biological process (GO): proteasome-mediated ubiquitin-dependent protein catabolic process; intracellular signal transduction
Cellular component (GO): SCF ubiquitin ligase complex
Molecular function (GO): protein binding
Source: RefSeq, a predicted model, not a curated record
GUCACCUUUUCUUGAUCCCGACCCUCCAGCCAAUCAGCGGCUGUCAGGGACACAUGAACGGCGAUAAUAUCCGCGGAACAGCCGCUGCAGGCAGGAGGAACAAAGAAAGCCGCUCGCUGUUCGUAAGGCGUCCUUUCACUUCGUCAACACGGACGUAUACCGUGUUGGAUUAGGUCUGUGUGGGUUUUUGUUUGUCUUUAGCGUAAAGUCAUUACCGUAACUAUUACAUGUUAUUCUACGUAUUAAUUCCGAGCAGUCGUUUUCACUGAGGAAAGAGGAAACUUGGCGUCGUGAGAGGUGGUUUAGUUUUUUCUUUCGUCGGGUCGGCUUUCUCGAAACCCUCCAGCUUUGGAUGCGCUUGCCGGAGGUCUGUGUGUGGGAUCAAAUUGUACCCUAGUGGACUCGCGGAUGUGGCAAGAAUAAAUCCCCUUUUCUAUUGGACCUACUUGGAUCAACUCGGCAUGGUUCGCUAUGGUUUUCAGGUUUUUCCAUUAGGUCACAGUACCUGGUUCUUUUGUUAGUACCUGCUCGCCCGGGCUUCCAAGCGAUCCAAGAAAUAACAAAGACUUCAUUGUGUGACCCUCACUCCCACCACCCCACACUGUUCCCUUUUGACCUGGCAGAGAUGCAUUUUUGUCAAGGAGUUUGCACUCAGAUGGAUUAAGAGGAGUGUUGUUUCCCCUGGUUGAAGACGGUACUUUCCAACCAGACUCUGCAUUACCAUUGCGCCCAUGAGGUAACGUCAGGACUUACCGGCCCCUCAUUAUCACCCUUGGUCCAUCCAUUUCCCUCCCCUCUGACCCUUCCUUCCUUGCACCUUCCCAACCAUGGGCCAAAAGAUCUCUGGAACCAUUAAGUCAGUCGACGUACGUGGAGAGCCAUCAUACAGGCCUGUUCGACGUGAACUGCGGGGCCCAGAUUUCUGUCGGCCACCUAGGCUGGACUUGCUGCUGGACAUGCCCCCUGCAAGCCCAGAGACUCAGCUUCAGCACGCCUGGAACCCUGACGACCGAUCACUCAAUGUCUUUGUUAAGGAGGAUGACAAGCUGACGUUCCACAGACACCCUGUAGCACAAAGCACAGACUGUAUCCGAGGUAAGGUGGGAUAUACAAGGGGCCUCCAUGUAUGGAGGAUUCACUGGCCAGCCAGACAGAGAGGCACCCACGCUGUUGUGGGAGUGGCCUCUGCUGAAGCGCCUCUACACUCGGUGGGCUACACAGCCUUGGUGGGCUCAGACUCGGAGUCCUGGGGCUGGGACUUGGGUCGGAACAGACUCUACCAUGAUGGGAAGAACCGGCCUGUUUCCACAUCAGCACCCACAUAUCCCUCUUUCCUGGAGCCAGAUGAAUCGUUUGUGCUUCCGGACUGUCUGACAGUGAUACUAGACAUGGAUGAAGGCACGCUGAGCUUCAUGGUAGAUGGACAGUACUUAGGAGUGGCUUUCAGGGGGCUGAAGGGCAAGAGACUCUAUCCUAUCGUCAGCGCUGUGUGGGGGCACUGUGAAGUGUCGAUUCGUUACGUUAACGGACUAGAUCCGGAGCCCCUCCCCCUCAUGGACCUGUGCAGACGAGUAGCUCGACUGGCUCUGGGUAGAGAGCGCAUCCAUCACAUUGACACACUCCCCUUGCCGCAGACACUAAAGAACUACCUCCAGUACCAGUGACGGCACAUACACAUUAAACGCACACAGCAAGAAACUGAGGCCCAUUUGUUCUUAUGGUAACCAGCCUCUGGACUGAACAUCAGACAUCUGCUGAGGAUGCAGGCGAUGACAUUGAACAGGUGGUUAAGAUGCCACCGCAAAGGGUUUUGUUUACACAAGUUUGGGGGUUUUCCAUUUUGGGUGUUUUUAUCUUCUGGUUUUAUGCUUUUUUUUUUUUUGACUUGUUUCCAUCUUCUGACAGAUGACUAUAGGAGCUGAUGAAUGAAAUGAAGGGAGCGAGAGAUUAAAAGAGAACGUGUCAAUCCAUUUUCCUAUGUCGAGUCUAACCACAUGUCCUCAGAUAGAAAUGCUGUGGUUUUCGGGUAACAGUUUACCCAGACAUCUGCUGUGCACAGACUCUGUGGAGGCUUCCUCGGGAACAUAUUGAUAUUUAUAUUCCCAA